Messenger RNA from Sodiomyces alkalinus F11, 810 nucleotides. Its product is annotated as LexA/Signal peptidase. Gene Ontology annotation, cellular component: mitochondrial inner membrane peptidase complex; membrane. NCBI's taxonomy places the organism in Eukaryota, Fungi, Ascomycota, Sordariomycetes, Glomerellales, Plectosphaerellaceae. The record is from RefSeq and is a predicted model, not a curated record. Gene Ontology annotation, molecular function: serine-type endopeptidase activity. The transcript has 2 exons. The coding region runs from base 34 to 615 and encodes 193 amino acids.
UGUAACCCGCCUCAAGGCGCCCAACCUCACCAAAUGGCCCGAGGCCGCCUCUUCAACGCCACUUUCGGGUGGGCCCGCACCUACUUCCAGCGCCACCGCGGCACCGCCUCCGCGCCCCUCUUUGUCUCCCUCGGCACCCUCAAGGCCAUCGUCGCCUGCCACCUCCUCUGGGAGCACGGCAUCUCCUUCGGCGGCGCCGCGGGGAGCUCCAUGCUCCCCACCUUUUCCGUCUACGGCGACUAUCUCCUCGUGUCCAAGUACUACCGCCGCGGCCGCGACCUCCACGUCGGCGACCUCGUCUUCUACGACAUUCCCAUCUUCCGCCGCGCCCAGGGCGUCAAGCGCAUCAUGGGCCUGCCGGGCGAUUACGUCCUCCAUGGCGACCCGGAUACGGGUUCGCAGGUUAUGAUUCAGGUACCCCAAGGCCACUGCUGGAUAACAGGCGACAACCUCGAAUCGUCGCGGGAUUCUAGAGUCUUCGGCCCCCUUCCCCUCGCUCUCGUCAGGGGUAAAGUUUUAGCUAAAAUCUGGCCCCCGCAGGAGGCGCAUUGGAUUCGCAAUGGCUUGGAGGACUCCAAGAGCUCGGAGAAUGACAGCGUGGCUUUAUCAUCUUGAUGAUGGCAAACCCCACGAGACGACUGCAGCAAUACCGGCCUUCUCAAAGACUACCAUUUCUGAGAGAUCCACUAAACCGAGGGCUGCCGUCAUUGCAUAUUGUAUUACUAUAUCAUGUACACUACGAAUCAACCGUCAUAUCACUUUGGCCCCCCACGAUACCUAGGUAGGUAGACAAACGGCGGCAUAACCUGU